Molecule: messenger RNA, 761 nt
Organism: Magallana angulata
Lineage: Eukaryota; Metazoa; Mollusca; Bivalvia; Ostreida; Ostreidae
Exons: 3
Coding region: 88-486 (132 amino acids)
Source: RefSeq, a predicted model, not a curated record
UCUUCAAAGAGAGAAGAAAUUUUCAGAGAGUAAUUUAAGAAGUCCGAAGACAUUUUAUUUUUUAUUCAAGCCACGCGCAGGGCAAACAUGGAGUGGAAAAACGUAUCUAUUCUGGUGUUCACUCUGUUCGUGUUUAUGAUUGGGAACUUGUUUGGAUCGGAAAACGCUGCAGAUGCCGAAAGGCCACAGAAAAGCAAAAAGCAAGACGCAAAAACAAUAAAAAGGUCGAUCGAUGAUUUGGAGGGUUUUGAUAUGAAUGCAUUUACCAGGCAUAUUCCUCGUGCUUUCAUUCCCAGAACACCCACACCGGAAGAGGUCAAUUGUUACAUGGAAGUUGAAACUACUACACUCGUCGGAGGACGCUGCGUGAACAUGGGGAGGUCCCCCAUUCGCGCCUGUCAGUCUGGGAUCCACACAGAAAUCUACCACCCACAGUGCAUGGGUACCCAAGAGACACAAAGUGCAACGCAGGUCGCUAGUGAUUGAAAUUAUAAACUUUUUUUAUGUAUUAAUGUUUAGCAAAACGAGAAUCUUUCUAAAUACAGAUUUACAGUACUUAAAAUGUUUUCACGUACAUGUAAGACGAAUUUGAACUAUAUAACGUAAAUCUAAUUGCACAACUUUCUAUUGUUUAUAUCUAUAUAUAUUUUCUGUGUAUGUGUGUAUAAAAUUUCAAAUAAUUUUAUCUUAAUUCUUAUUCCAUAUAUCAUUUAACUAAUAAUGCGAAAAACCACUACUAUGGAUAAAGUAAAUUUUUGUGA